Molecule: messenger RNA, 804 nt
Organism: Cucurbita pepo subsp. pepo (vegetable marrow)
Lineage: Eukaryota; Viridiplantae; Streptophyta; Magnoliopsida; Cucurbitales; Cucurbitaceae
Source: RefSeq, a predicted model, not a curated record
AUGAUCUUCCACUUAACCAACGUCGUGGGACUCACUCCCAAUAAUCCUCAACAAUAUAUAUCUAAUUUCAUCCCAAUGCAAAUGGUAAAAUGUGCCAUUGAACUCAAAAUUGGUGACACAAUCGAAAGCCAUGGAGGCCUCAUGACACUCUCCGAGCUAUCAUCUUCUUUAAAUUGUUCUUCCUCACUCCUACACCGCUUCCUGCGAUUCUUGGUUCAUCGUGGCAUUUUCAAACAAGAAAUCACAGGCGAAAAUCUCACAUGCUAUAGCCAUACACCUUUGUCUCGGCUGCUUGCCAGUAGCAGCGACAGCAGCCUGGCUCCGUUUCUUCUAGUGGAAAGCAACUCGGUGAUGCUCGCAGCAUGGCAUGGCUUCAGCGCGCGAAUUAAAGACAAUGGAGCAGCACCAUUUGAGGCUGUUCAUGGCAAGGAUUUAUGGAGCUACGCUGCUGCUGACCCAAUAUUCAACGCCAUAUUUAAUGAUGCUAUGGCAUGCUCUGCGAGGGUGAUGAGUGUGCCUGCAAUACUUGAAGAUUGUGGAGAGAUUUUUGAAGGAGUUGAGUGUUUAGUGGAUGUGGGUAGUGGGAAUGGUACAAGCUUGAGCAUGAUAGUCAAGGCUUGCCCAUGGAUUAAAGGCAUCAACUUUGAUCUUCCACAUGUUGUUGCUUCUUCAUCACCAUACAUUGGUGUUCAACAUGUUGGUGGCAAUAUGUUUGAUUGUAUUCCCAAGGCUGAUGCUGCUUUCCUCAUGGUUUGUAUGCUUCAAUUAUGUCUAUUUGGUCAUUCGUGUCCAAUAAGUACUUAA